Messenger RNA from Phascolarctos cinereus (koala), 8788 nucleotides. RefSeq names its product Ral GTPase activating protein non-catalytic subunit beta (gene RALGAPB). Gene Ontology annotation, biological process: activation of GTPase activity; regulation of small GTPase mediated signal transduction. NCBI's taxonomy places the organism in Eukaryota, Metazoa, Chordata, Mammalia, Diprotodontia, Phascolarctidae. The record is from RefSeq and is a predicted model, not a curated record. Gene Ontology annotation, molecular function: GTPase activator activity.
CGCCGCCGCCCCCGGCAGUCGCAGUCGGAAGUUGCGGGAGCUAAAACCUGUCGCCCGCCAGCCGGCCGGCCCUCGGGACCGACCCUCCAGCCUUCUUCGCCCUUUCGGGCCGCUCCCUGCCCUCCUUCUCUCUCUCUCUGCAGCGGCCUGACGGACAGAGGCCCUGGGCCGCCACGGCCCCCAUGGAGCCGGCCCCCUGAGGCGGAAGGCUGAUCGGCGGCGGUGGCCCUCCCCUCCCCGCCCCAGCCCAGCGAUGCGGGCCUGGCCCCUCGGCGCAGGUACCUUUUGGAUAGUACUUUAGCGGCACAAUGUACUCUGAGUGGCGGUCACUUCAUUUGGUUAUUCAGAAUGAUCAGGGUCAUACUAGUGUCCUUCACAGCUACCCUGAGAGUGUUGGACGAGAUGUUGCAAAUGCAGUAGUACGUCCUCUCGGACAAGCCUUAAAUGCCUCUUCGGGGGCUGGAAGUGAAAGUUUGUUAAAAACAGACAAAGAAGUAAAAUGGACCAUGGAAGUGAUUUGCUAUGGACUGACCCUUCCAUUGGAUGGAGAUACUGUAAAAUACUGUGUGGAUGUGUAUACAGAUUGGAUUAUGGCUCUAGUAUUACCAAAAGACUCCAUUCCAUUGCCAGUCAUCAAAGAACCCAACCUAUAUGUUCAAACUAUUUUAAAACACCUGCAAAAUCUUUUUGUACCAAGGCAGGAACAGGGGUCCAGUCAGAUUAGACUAUGCUUACAGGUUUUGAGAGCCAUCCAGAAACUAGCCCGUGAGUCAACCAUCAUGGCACGAGAAACAUGGGAAGUUUUAUUAUUAUUUCUCCUGCAGAUUAAUGACAUUCUUCUGGCAAUGCCAACUGUUCAAGGUGGCAUCGCUGAAAAUCUAGCAGAGAAGUUGAUUGGUGUUCUCUUUGAGGUCUGGUUGCUAGCUUGUACCCGUUGUUUCCCAACCCCACCCUACUGGAAAACUGCCAAGGAGAUGGUGGCCAACUGGAGGCAUCACCCAGCUGUGGUGGAGCAGUGGAGCAAAGCUAUUUGUGCACUCACUUCUAGGUUACUACGUUUUACGUAUGGUCCUUCAUUUCCUCCAUUUAAAGUUCCUGAUGAAGAUGCCAGUCUUAUCCCUCCUGAAAUGGAUAAUGACUGCAUUGCACAGACAUGGUUUCGCUUUUUACAUAUGUUAAGUAAUCCCGUGGAUUUGAGUAAUCCAGCCAUUAUAAGCUCUACUCCCAAAUUUCAGGAACAGUUCCUGAAUGUGAGUGGAAUGACACAAGAAUUGAAUCAAUAUCCCUGCCUUAAACAUCUGCCUCAUAUAUUUUUUCGUGCUAUGCGUGGAAUCAGCUGCUUGGUGGAUGCAUUCCUAGGUAUUUCUCGACCUAGAAGUGACAGUGCUCCACCAACACCAGUGAACAGGUUAAACAUGCCCCAGAGCACUACCAGCAGCACAACUCCCCCUCAUAAUCGAAGGCAUCGAACGGUUACUGUGAAUAAGGCAACCGUGAAGGCUAGCACAGCUAACAUUGGUCAUGCCUCUAAAGUCUCGCACCAGACGUCUUCCACUUCUCCACUCUCUAGUCCCAACCAGACUAGCUCAGAACCUCGACCGCUGCCUGCCCCGAGAAGGCCAAAAGUGAAUAGCAUCUUGAAUCUCUUUGGAUCAUGGUUAUUUGAUGCAUCAUUUGUUCAUUGUAAACUUCACAGUGGGCUAAAUAGAGACAGCAGCAUGACUGCAUCUUUUAUCCAAAUUCUUCUUUCUUAUAAAUCUUCUUUAACGACACAAGCUAGUGUGGAGUUUCGCCGGAAAGGGUCACAAAUGUCCACAGACACCAUGGCUUCCAAUCUCAUGUUUGAUGCAAGUGAAUUUCCUGAUAACUAUGAAGCAGGAAGAGCUGAGGCUUGUGGGACACUAUGUAGGAUUUUUUGUAGCAAGAAGACUGGAGAAGAGAUUCUGCCAGCUUAUUUAUCCAGAUUUUACAUGCUUUUAAUUCAAGGUUUGCAGAUAACUGAUUAUGUAUGCCACCCUGUCUUGGCCAGCAUUAUUCUAAACUCACCUCAUUUAUUCUGCUGUGAUCUGAAAGGGAUUGAUGUUGUGGUUCCUUACUUUAUUUCAGCUCUUGAAACCAUAUUGCCUGAUAGGGAACUCUCAAAAUUCAAAACCUACGUAAACCCAACCGAGUUAAGAAGAGCCUCUAUUAAUAUUCUACUUUCCUUGUUACCACUCCCUCAUCAUUUUGGCAAUGUCAAAUCUGAGGUGGUUCUGGAAGGAAAGUUUAGUAAUGACGACAGCUCUUCAUAUGAUAAACCAAUAACUUUUCUGUCACUGAAAUUGAGGCUUGUGAAUAUACUAAUAGGUGCCUUGCAAACUGAAACGGACCCCAACAACACUCAGAUGAUAUUAGGUGCAAUGUUAAAUAUUGUUCAAGAUUCAGCACUUUUAGAAGCCAUUGGCUGUCAGAUGGAAAUGAAUGGUGAAGAAAACCUGAAAAGUCAUAGUCGUACUAACAGUGGCAUUAGUUCAGCAAGUGGAGGAAGCACAGAACCUACAACCCCAGACAGUGAAAGACCUGCCCAGGCUCUUCUAAGAGAUUAUGCUCUUAAUACAGAUACAGCUGCCGGCCUCCUGAUUCGCAGCAUUCACCUUGUAACCCAAAGACUCAAUUCUCAGUGGCGUCAGGACAUGAGUAUAUCAUUGGCUGCGUUAGAGCUUCUUUCUGGACUGGCAAAGGUGAAGGUGACAGUCGACUCAGCAGACCAAAAGAGAGCCAUCAGUUCAGUGUGUGGCUACAUUGUGUACCAGUGUAGUCGGCCAGCCCCGCUCCACUCCAGAGAUCUCCACUCCAUGAUUGUUGCAGCUUUUCAGUGUCUUUGUGUUUGGCUGACAGAACAUCCUGACAUGCUUGAUGAAAAGGAUUGCUUAAAAGAGGUACUAGAGAUUGUGGAAUUGGGUAUCUCAGGAAGCAAGUCCAGGAGUAGUGAACAAGAGAUCAAAUACAAAGGAGAUAAGGAGCCAAAUCCUGCAUCUAUGAGGGUAAAGGAUGCAGCUGAAGCUACCCUUACAUGCAUCAUGCAGUUACUUGGUGCAUUCCCUUCACCCAGUGGUCCUGCAUCUUCUUGUAGCCUGGUGAAUGAAACUACUUUGAUAAAAUGUUCCAGGCUGCCUACUGUAAACAGACACAGUUUUCGAUACUUUGUCCUGGAUAAUAGUGUCAUCCUUGCAAUGCUGGAGCAACCCCUAGGGAAUGAACAGAAUGAUUUUUUUCCAUCUGUCACUGUUUUGGUCCGUGGAAUGUCUGGAAGACUUGCUUGGGCCCAGCAGCUUUCCCUUUUACCAAGAGGGGCAAAAGCAAAUCAGAAGCUUUUUGUGCCAGAACCUCGUCCACUUCCUAAAAAUGACGUUGGAAUUAAAUAUACAGUGAAGCAUCGACCAUUUCCUGAAGAGGUGGACAAAAUUCCUUUUGUAAAAGCAGAUCUGAGCAUUCCUGACUUGCACGAAAUCGUAAAUGAGGAAUUAGAAGAGAGACAUGAAAAAUUGAGGAAUGGCAUGGCCCAGCAGAUCACUUAUGAGAUAUCCAUUGAGCAGCAAAGUGAAGAGGAGUGGCGGAAGAAAAGUUUCCCUGACCCAGUUACUGACUGUAAACCCCCACCUCCUGCCCAGGAAUUCCAAACAGCACGCCUUUUUCUUUCACACUUUGGGUUUUUGUCAUUAGAGGCAUUAAAGGAACCUACAAAUAGUCGUCUACCUCCUCACCUUAUUGCACUUGACUCAACCAUUUCUGGAUUUUUUGAUGACAUUGGCUAUUUGGAUCUCUUACCAUGUCGACCCUUUGAUACGGUUUUUAUUUUCUACAUGAAAGCAUACCAGAAAACAAGUCAAGAGAUUCUGAAGAAUGCUGAGUCUUCCAAAAAUGUUCAGCCUCAUUUCUUAGAAUUUUUGUUGUCUCUUGGCUGGUCGGUGGAUAUAGGGAAGCACCCUGGUUGGACUGGACAUGUUUCAACAAGUUGGUCUAUUAACACUCACGGUGAUACUGAUGUACCUGAACAAGAGGAAAUAGUUCCAUGUGAAGAUAUCGGAGCAAGUAUUUUCAAUGGACAGAAAAAGGUGUUGUAUUAUGCUGAUGCCCUUACAGAAAUGGCUUUUGUUGUUCCCUCACCUGUGGAAUCUUUAACUGAUUCAGUAGAAAGCAACGUCUCAGACCAAGAAAGUGAUUCAAAUAUGGAUCUUCUGCCUGGAAUACUAAAACAACCAUCACUUACCCUUGAACUUUUCCCUAAUCAUACAGACAAUCUUAAUUCCUCUCAGAAGUUAAGUCCUACUUCCCGUCUAAAGAAGUUGCCUCAGGGCCGAACUGUUCCACCAAUGGGACCAGAGACUAAGGUGUCUGUUGUCUGGGUUGAACGUUAUGAUGACAUAGAAAACUUUCCCCUUUCUGAUCUGAUGUCAGAGAUCAGCACUGGUGUAGAAACAACUCUGAACAGCAGCACUUCUCUGAGAUCAUCAGCCACCCUUGAAAAAGAAGUUCCUGUCAUUUUCAUCCACCCUCUAAAAACUGGAUUAUUCAGAAUAAAAAUUCAAGGAGCUACUGGAAAGUUUAACAUGGUCAUCCCACUGGUGGAUGGGAUGAUUGUCAGCAGGAGAGCACUUGGUUUCUUAGUAAGGCAGACUGUAAUAAAUAUUUGUAGAAGAAAGAGGCUAGAGAGUGACUCCUACAAUCCUCCACACGUGCGACGAAAACAGAAGAUUGCAGAUAUUGUCAAUAAAUACAGAAAUAAGCAGCUAGAGCCAGAAUUUUAUACUUCACUUUUCCAGGAGGUUGGGCUCAAGAACUGCGAUUCUUAAACCAAGGUCCUCCAAAGAUAGCUAUUAGAUCAGAGAUUGGUGGCUACCAGAGGGAACAAUGGAAAUAUGUUACUAGUAUUGACUUGGAGAAGAAAAGUACCACCACCACCAAAAAAAAAAAAGCUUAUCUUUCAAUCACCGAAACAGAAGAGACACUAUUCUAAAUAUAACUUAAGAAGAUUUUCUGCUUUCUGGUGAGAGGAGGUCUCCCAAACACAAUCAUAAACCCCUCAAUAGAGUGGUAUAAAUUUUAUCCAAUACAACUUUCUUUUUUAAAAUGACAGUUUUACUUAAAUAGUACAUUUCGAGAGAAACUGUAAACAGCUCUGAUAAAUGUGUUCAUCAAGAAAAGAGGAAUAGCACAUGAAGUGGUUUCUAAACUGGCAGUCGGAGAUAGUCUUACACCGCUCAUUUUUCCAGGAGGUUCAGUACCAAAUUGGUUCCUCUCCUAAAAUCUCAAAUGACUGAUUCCCCAAAUCUGGAGUUGCUUGUGCUGGGGAGAAAAGUGAGAAGAAUUCUAGCCUUUUAUUCUACCAUCAGCUUUACAAAAAGAAGAACCCAUAAAUAUCUCUUGUGCAGAUAUUUUUAAAGGUCUGACAUUCAAAUAUUCAUCUUCAAAUAUUCAUCUUCAUGUAUAAAAAAUAACAAAUAUGUCAAUGUCACCAUCAUUCUACUCAUUUAUACAGACCAUCUGUCUAAAAACAACCACUAUUUACCACAGAAAGGAGCCUGUCAGGAUCACAUCCAGGGUGGAAGUUCUGCUUUCUUCAUUUCCUGGCAGUGUAGAAAAACAAGUGAAAAUUCAUCAUUCAACUUGUGUCCAGUUCAGCGUAGUAGAAAGAAAAGUGUUUGUAAAACACUGGGAAAGAAGAGUUGAAAUGUUACAAGAUUACUUGUUGGUUUCAAUAAAUUUCAGCUCACAACUACUGUUGAAAAUUGUUUGGAUUUAUGUAUGAUCUGUUUUUAAUGUCAGGACCCAACAGAAAAAUGUAUAUUAUGAAUGCGUAAUUAUGAAUUUUGAAAGUAUAAACUAAACUUCACUGAGUCAGUUUGUAUUGCAAAAAGUAAUUGCCUGUUAUCCAGGAAUGUCCUCAGCAUUAAUAACUACAUUAUUGGGUUCCUACAGAAAUUGUUUCUGUUUGUCAUUUGUUUUGUGUUCUAGCCUUUGCUAAUCUGAAGACAUGCUACACAUUAAAAUCCCUAUUGUGAUUGUAGACAUCCCCCCCAUCCACCUGACUUUUACUGUUCUUCCUAUGAUGAAGGAUUUUAGGUGGAUUCACAGUAUCCUUAUAGCAAUUCCUAGAGCAGGGUAAGACAAUAUUCUUCCUCUUUUCUUCCCUUUAUUAUUUAUUGGUGAUUAUUUUAUCUUCAGGUAUUUAAAUAACCAAUUCAAAUUCAGAGGAGAUUGAUCACACUACUUUCCGUUGAAUUUGUUCACUUUUACACAAAGCAUAGUUGGUAGAUACAGUGUUCUGUUUGGUUUUCUGUCUAGUUUAGUUUUUAACCACCCACCUUCCCCUGCUCAGGUCCACUUCAUAUUAUUCAGUAAGGUAUGCAGUUUGCCAUCUGUAGGCAGAAAUGUGAAUCUGACGGCUUUUGUUUCCAAGUUUGCUCUGCAGUGUUUUGUUUUUUAAACUCUUCCUUAGUAUCCAGGUCAUUUCUUUUUACUAACCCAGCUUUCCCCCACUAGUAUAAUACAAUUCUAAUGACUGUUUCCUUUCCAGCCAAGCUAGAAUUAGACAUUUCCAAAUUGCUCAUGUAGCAAGGGAAGCAUAAUAAGUUUGUUCUACCAUAAAAAUUAAUUGGCUGUUUGUGGGAAAUCUCGACGGGACAACAGGGGUUUGCACAUUGCAAGGAAAAACUGGUCUUAUCUUUCAGUUUAAUAAGUCAAGAAGACUACAGUACUGACUUAGAACUUUUGAAAUCCUAAAAUUUAAAGGUAAUUGACUAAUGUCAUGCUUAUGCAAUAUUCUUCAAAUAAAACUUAAUUUUUGCAAUAGUGUUGAUGUCAGGAAAGUCUGUAUUCAUGAAAAAGAAAAUGUUCCUGACUCCACUUCUUUUUACUAGCAUUUCUACAUAAUUUCCCUCUCAAAUAAAUGAAUAAGCCAUGGAGAAUGUCAUGUUUGUGGAAAAGGAGUAUUGUAUGCAUGCUGUUAGUGGAAAGAAAACAGUGGGGCUCAGUAACCUCUCUGAAAAUCUAAAAACCCAAAAUCUGCAUCAUAAGCAAAAACAGACAUGAGUUCUGCCUUAGUGCCUGGAGGUCAGGUAAAAGUAACUGCUGUGGCCGUAGGGGAACUUUCUGAUCAAAAUCUCUGGAUUUCAGCACAGUGUUGGUGGGAGUGCAUGAUCACUACACUCACCCACUGUCUUUACUAUACACAAAUCACUCUGGUUAAUAUUAGGCCUGUGGGAAGCAUAUUUAGUUCACUGAUUAAAUGGCCAAUGCAUGUGCUCAGUUGUCACAUAGAAGUCUUUACUAUUCCAUAUAAUUGAAUUUUUCUGCAUAUGCUCAAUAACCACUUUUGGACCUCAAAAGCUACUUUAGUUUACUUCAUCUAUAAUAUAUUUGUCUUAAAAAUAUAUUUAGUCACCAUACGUGACUUUACUACAGGUAGCUAAUGGACUGUUUGACCUCCCCUGGAGGAUGAGUGCGUUACAUGAACAUAGGGUAGAGUUACAGAAUUUCAGUUCUAAGGACAACCUCUGUAGCACAUGUUCAUGUACAUACACACACACACACGCUUUUCUGAAGGUAAAUUACUGUUAAGAUGUCUUUUGGAAUAAACUUCCAGGUUUAUUGCAGCAGUUUAUUCAGCAGCUCUGAAGAUGAGUGGGGAUGACCGGUCAGUUUUCCUGUGCUUUUAACACCUUUCUUGGCUACUUAUCCUCUUGGUCUAUUUUAUUUGUUCUUUCCUCUCUUUACCAUUCCUACAGUAGACAAUAUAAUUUUGUGACAUUUUUCUUUCUCUUCUCCUUUUAGCAUUUUCUAUUCUGAGGAGUUGUGUCCAUCCUUCUCCUCUACCAAUACCCUUUCAAGAAAUGCAAAGUAGUUAAUAAUGGUAAAUAAUAUGUGUUGGCUACAGAUUGGCCAGGAUACGAGGCCUUCACAAACUGUUACCUCUUUUGCAUUUGUUGGGAAGUACUUGUUUUUCAAGUACCCAAAUGCAUCAGUAUAACUUAAUAUUAUUGGAAGGUUAAAUUUUACUCAGAAUGGUGAGUACAACUGACCUGGAUGGCAGAUUAUAUAAUUUUGUGAUAUCAGAGAAUUCGACAUUACUUACCUAUCUGGCAAUUAAAUUUUUCUAUUUAAAAACAAUUUCAAGUCCCAUUUAAGCACUGGAUUAUAUCUUCCUAAAAGUAUUGUUUUGUGCAUUUAAACCAUCUUAAAUGCUUUCUGUAUUUAGAGAGCUGCUGCAAAGACAAAUCUUAGGAAAUACCACUCAUAGAACAUUGAAUCAAACAGUUUCUCAGCAGAUGGGUACAUCUGCUUCACAUAUAAUAGUCACUCUCUCAACUUGUGUCCCUGAACUAAUUUUCUUUAUUAAAUGGUAAGAAAAAAGGGUGUCAUUUGAAAUUUCACAUUUCAAGACUUUCUCUAGAAGUGAAUAGAGGGUGUCUUUCUCAGGCUUUGUAGUUGUGGCUGGCAGUGAGCAGUAGCCAAUAUUUGCUUGAAAUCACAAUACAAUUUGUAUGAACUUCUGUAUGUUGCCAAGACAUGAUCUUUUUUUUUGUUAUUGUAUUUUCUGUAAAUAUUUCUGGCACUAAGUUGUAAAGUAAAGACAACAUGUAAAUAUGAAGAUGUGAACUCUGUUCCCUCCUCUCAAGUAUUUUAUCUCUUUGUUAGAGAAGGCACAGAAGCUUGUUUGUAUUUAUGCCGAUUCUUUGUCCAGAAGAAACACAUGGAAACUGAAUGUAACACAUUUAGUCAAUUAAAUUUUAAGGAGAUUCUUAUCUAA